Messenger RNA from Pistacia vera, 621 nucleotides. Its product is annotated as pre-rRNA-processing protein TSR2 homolog. Lineage: Eukaryota; Viridiplantae; Streptophyta; Magnoliopsida; Sapindales; Anacardiaceae. Gene Ontology annotation, biological process: maturation of SSU-rRNA from tricistronic rRNA transcript (SSU-rRNA, 5.8S rRNA, LSU-rRNA). The record is from RefSeq and is a predicted model, not a curated record. Gene Ontology annotation, cellular component: nucleus. The coding region runs from base 1 to 621 and encodes 206 amino acids. The transcript has 4 exons.
AUGGACAUAACCGCUGCAAAUACGGCGGCUAGCGAUGGACCCCCACCGCCUCUACCGGGAGAAUCGGUGGCCUUAUUCAAGGAAGGCAUAUCUUUGAUUCUCUCCCGAUGGUCGGCUCUUCAGAUAGCCGUGGAGAACGAGUGGGGCGGCCGUGGCUCACGCGCCAUCGCUGACCAGCUUUGCUCAGAUGUAUUCUCCUGGUUCACUCAGUCCAAAGAUACACUAUAUAUUGAUGAUCUUGAGAACAUUCUUGAUGAAACCAUGCUUUCACUCAACACCAUGACUGAAGAUGGCAGCGUUGAAGAGGUGGCAGAAAAAUUGAUGAUCUUUCAUGGAGAAUGCUUGGAAGGUAAUUACCAGUCUAUUGUAGAUCUGAGAGCAAGCAGUUCUCAGAUGGCAGCUCGUUCUCAUGUCAAACAGGCUUUGAAUGAUGAGGAUGACGAUAGCUCUGAUGAAGAUGAUGAUAUGUCAAACAUGAUGGUGGAUACACCAGAAUCUGUGUCAAAACCGAGUUCAGCAAACAUACCAACUAGUGAUACGAGGAUGACGGAGACAGCCGAAGCAGAAGAUGGAUGGACAGUAGUUUCAUCUAGACGUGGCAGCAAGGGCAAAAAGAACUAG